GAAGAAUUUUCCGUGAAACAACAAAUAAAUACUCAUAGGUGAAUACGGCGCGGAUGCUAUCUGUGAAGUGCGCUGUGUUUCGCUGUUCGGACUCUGUUGAAGAGAUGUCGACGUUGAGUAUGAGGGCGCCCGGUCUGCAGACCACCACGGUGCUGGACACGAGGACGCUUCGAAUGCGAGGCGUCACGGCGCUCGAAGGCGUCAGAAGAAACUUGUUCGGUUCUACGGAUCGAGAAGAAAACAGAAGAUUUGUUGAGAGAGAGUUGGCUCGCCAACUGGAAUUGGACAGUCAGAGAUGGGGUUUUGAUUUUGCCAAUGAGAAACCUCUGCCAACUUCUCAGAGAUUUGCUUGGCAACUUGUUCCCGCGUCCACCAUCCCUGCAGCUCUCAGAAGGUCUCCGAUUACGGUCACAACUCCUGCUGCGAGCAAACCGACGCAGGAGGCCAAAGUUUCCAGUCCCGACAACAGCAAGACACAGAAAAGAAUAACAGAUUUCCUGAAGCCCCGCAAGCGGUUAUCGACGAGUGGCAAAAAAUCCCCCGCGCACGCGCAUAAGCACGAGUGCGGGCACGGCGCGCAUAUCCGCCCGCCGAAAGUAGCACGGCUUGCGCCCGCGCACCUCAAGCGCACCAGCUAGGUCCUGCCCACUCCGGUGACAACACAGAAUUGAACGAACAGCUUCGGCAGCUACAACAGAUGCACACCACCCAGGCUCCCUGCGGGUACAUCUGGUACCACGAACUUGACUGACCUCACGCCUACCGAACCGUCUAUGGAACUGUUCAAUUUUGUCAGACUUGUUGUCAUUCUGUGCAUAUUUUUGUUUUAUUAAUUUAUUGUAAUACCGUUUCCAAAUUACUAAUAAUGUUAAGUAAUGAGUAAGUUACUAUAAGAUAUAUCUUUAGUUCAACAAUUAAUAUAUCAUACAUGUGUCACUCACAUCACAGUCCAAGUUUUGCUCAAUGUUCGAUGCAAUAAUCCGUAAUCACCUACCUGUGCGGACAUUUCACUUCGAGCAGACCAUUUCCACUAAGCAAAAAGAAAAUCCUCGACAGAAAC
This is a messenger RNA of Spodoptera exigua (beet armyworm), 1060 nucleotides long. The record is from the annotation of a GenBank genome assembly. NCBI's taxonomy places the organism in Eukaryota, Metazoa, Arthropoda, Insecta, Lepidoptera, Noctuidae.